GCUGUCCCUCUCAGAAGCAUCCGACGACAUGAUCAAAGGACUGGUCGCGUACGAUGAAGAUUCACAAAGCGACCACGAAGAGUCUGUACAUCCACAGCGAUAUAAGGACAGUCUCAAUGUGAGAGUCUUCACCGCUGUCUUUCCCAGCUUGUUUCCCUGUUGCUCGCUCCUCCCUGUCUCGGUUAGGGCAAUGCGUCGGAAACCCGUUCUAACACAACCACGGAAGCCGCCACACGUUCCCACCAGUCGAAUAGAGCUCAAGUAAUGAUACGCCGCCCUGCGCACACUAAGCCGCGGCCGAGGGCUCGCAUUGACGAUGAUGUCAAGAAAGUCGAGACAGCUGCUGAAGAACAGCCCGAUGCUACCGGCCUUCCCAAGUCGACCUCACAAAUCACUCUCAGCGACGAUGUAGAACCGGAAGAUGAGCUGAUGCGCAUACGCGCAUUGCUGCAUCCACCACCGAUACCUGGAGUCGACGACUGGGGUAUCCCACCUGAAGCGAGUGAACCCUGCGAUCCGGCCCUGGAGGCGAAACUGUCCGGAUUCUUGGCCAUGAAACGAGAUCCCGGCGACCCCAAGCACUUCAACGAUUCCUUAAUGUCAAAUCGUUCAUUUCGGAACCCCCAUCUUUAUACCAAACUUGUCGAGUUUGUCGACGUCGACGAACGUGCCACGAACUUUCCUCAAGACGUUUGGGACCCGAAUGAUUUCCCCGAUGACUGGUUUGCCGACCGCAUUGCCGAAUACCAGAAGCUUCGCUUAGAGCAACAGUCCGCCGCACAGAACAGCGGCGCAAAACGCACACAAAUCGACUUUACGACGCCUGCCUCGUCUUCCUCUCAGAGGAAACCGAUCAACGACGCGUCGCGGGGUCAACGCAAUGGUGGCGGUGCACCAGGGCGCAGUGGUGUUCUGGGAGGUGGAUAUGCGAGGGGAAGAGAACGGACCCGGUGGGGAUGAACGAUCUCGUGGCUCCAUGUCGUGCGUGCUUUUUGUCGAUGUCUUCAGAGACUUUCGCCGUCGUCAUAUUUUACUCGCCACCUAACGAUAUCAUGGCUGCGGUCGCUCCCUGAGCUGGCGCCACAAUUUCAUUUUGUUAGCUCUAGGCAAUGCCCCUAUCGCGUCGA
Molecule: messenger RNA, 1127 nt
Organism: Postia placenta MAD-698-R-SB12
Lineage: Eukaryota; Fungi; Basidiomycota; Agaricomycetes; Polyporales; Adustoporiaceae
Exons: 5
Coding region: 265-960 (231 amino acids)
Biological process (GO): regulation of DNA-templated transcription
Cellular component (GO): nucleus
Source: RefSeq, a predicted model, not a curated record